AGCAGGGCUGCGCUGACGUCACUGGGCGCGCAAUUUCGGCUGGAGCGCUUUAAAAAAGGAUCGUGCGAGCGGAGAUGCUGCUGCACACAGCUCAGACCGCCUGCAGCAGCACCGCUCUCCACCACUGCGGCGGCUGCAGCGAAUCCCUCCCGAGGCCGGCGUGUUCCGCUCGGGACCUUCGCCUCUGCAGACGCCAGCGGGCUUGCAGACGCCUGCGAGACGCCGGGGACCUCAGUAUGAACAACAUCAGUCAGCUGCCCCCGAGUCUGCUGCACAGCCUCCGCUUCCUAGAAGAGUUACGUCUUGCUGGAAAUGCUUUGACACACAUUCCCAAGGGAGCAUUCACGGGCCUUUACAGUCUUAAAGUUCUUAUGCUGCAGAAUAAUCAGCUAAGACAGGUACCCACAGAAGCUCUACAGAACUUGCGAAGCCUCCAAUCCCUGCGUCUGGAUGCCAACCACAUCAGCUACGUGCCACCCAGCUGUUUCAGUGGCCUGCACUCCCUAAGGCACCUGUGGCUGGAUGACAACGCUCUGACAGAAAUCCCUGUCCAGGCUUUCAGAAGUUUAUCUGCAUUGCAAGCCAUGACCUUGGCCCUGAACAAAAUACAUCACAUACCAGACUAUGCCUUUGGAAACCUCUCCAGCUUGGUAGUUCUGCAUCUCCACAACAACAGAAUCCACUCCCUGGGAAAGAAAUGCUUUGAUGGGCUCCACAGCCUUGAGACUCUAGAUUUAAAUUAUAACAACCUGGAUGAAUUCCCCACUGCAAUCAGGACACUCUCCAACCUUAAAGAACUAGGAUUUCACAGCAACAAUAUCAGGUCAAUACCUGAGAAAGCAUUUAUAGGCAACCCUUCUCUUAUUGCAAUACAUUUCUAUGAGAACCCCAUUCAAUUUGUUGGAAUAUCUGCUUUUCAGCAUUUACCGGAACUAAGAACACUGACUUUGAAUGGUGCCUCACAAAUAACUGAAUUUCCUGACUUGACUGGAACUGCCAACCUGGAGAGUCUGACUUUAACUGGAGCAAAAAUCUCAUCCCUUCCUCAAACUGUCUGUGAUCAGUUACCUAAUCUCCGAGUGCUAGAUUUGUCAUAUAACCUGCUAGAAGACUUACCCAGCUUCUCAGGCUGCCAGAAGCUUCAGAAAAUUGACCUGCGACACAAUGAAAUCUAUGAAAUUAAAGUUGGCACUUUCCAGCAGUUGCUUAGCCUCCGAUCUCUGAACUUAGCUUGGAACAAAAUUGCCAUUAUUCAUCCCAAUGCAUUUUCUACUUUGCCAUCUCUAAUAAAGCUGGACCUAUCGUCCAACCUCCUGUCGUCUUUCCCUAUAACUGGGUUACAUGGUUUAACUCACUUAAAAUUAACAGGAAAUCAUGCCUUACAGAGCUUGAUAUCAUCUGAAAACUUUCCAGAGCUCAAGGUUAUUGAAAUGCCUUAUGCUUACCAGUGUUGUACAUUUGGGGGGUGUGAGAAUGUCUAUAAAAUUUCAAAUCAAUGGAAUAAAGAUAACAGCAGUGUGGAUGACCUUAAUAAGAAAGAUGCUGGGAUAUUUCAAGUUCAAGAUGAGCGUGACCUUGAAGAUUUCCUGCUUGACUUUGAGGAAGACCUGAAAGCCUUUCAUUCAGUGCAGUGUUCACCUUCUCCAGGUCCCUUCAAGCCCUGUGAGCACCUAUUUGGUAGCUGGUUGCUCAGAAUCGGAGUGUGGACCAUAGCAGUUUUGGCACUUUCUUGUAAUGCCUUGGUGAUUUCAACGGUAUUCAGAAGCCCUCUGUACAUUUCUUCCAUAAAACUAUUAAUUGGGGUAAUUGCGGUGGUGAAUAUGCUCACAGGGGUCUCCAGUGCGGUGCUGGCUGCUGUGGACACAUUCACUUUUGGCAGCUUUGCACAACAUGGUGCAUGGUGGGAAAAUGGGAUUGGUUGUCAAAUCAUUGGUUUCUUGUCCAUUUUUGCUUCGGAAUCAUCUGUUUUCAUGCUCACUCUGGCAGCCCUGGAGCGUGGGAUUUCUGUCAAGUGUUCUUCAAAGUUUGAAAUGAAAACUCCCUUUUCUAGCCUGAAAGUGAUCGUUUUGCUCUGUGUCCUGUUGGCCCUGACCAUUGCCACAGUCCCUUUGUUGGGUGGCAGUGAGUACAAUGCCUCCCCACUCUGCCUACCCCUACCCUUUGGGGAGCCCAGCACGCCAGGUUACAUGGUGGCUCUCGUCUUGCUCAACUCCCUUUGCUUCCUCAUAAUGACUGUUGCCUACACCAAGCUCUACUGCAAUUUGGAGAAGGGAGACCUGGAGAAUAUUUGGGACUGUUCUAUGGUGAAACACAUCGCCCUAUUGCUCUUCACCAACUGUAUCCUUUACUGCCCUGUGGCUUUCUUAUCCUUUUCCUCUUUGCUAAACCUCACAUUUAUCAGUCCUGAAGUAAUUAAGUUUAUACUUCUAGUGAUUGUCCCACUUCCCGCAUGUCUCAAUCCCCUUCUCUACAUCCUCUUCAAUCCUCACUUUAAGGAGGAUCUGGACAGCCUAGGAAAGCAAACCCAUUUCUGGACAAGAUCAAAACACCCAAGUCUGCUAUCUAUUAACUCUGAUGAUGUCGAGAAACAGUCUUGUGACUCAACCCAGGCCUUGGUAGCCUUUACCCAUGCCAGCAUAGCCUAUGACCUGCCUUCCAAUUCUGGGUCAUCACCAGCUUAUCCAAUGACCGAAAGCUGUCACCUUUCUUCGGUAGACUUUGUCCCAUGUCUUUAGUUAAUAUGUGAGAGGAAAAGUUUUCAAAAGUUGGACACCUGAAAAUGUGAGAUUGAAGACAUCAGAGCAACAGCUAAGAAGAGCUGAGCUGAAAUCUACUUUAAAACCCAAUAAACAUCUCUAAGUCAAUGUGGAAAAGGCUGGUGAUACCUACUGAUACUUGAGAGUGACAUAUACGUCUAAAAGCUGCUUGUAUGAUUUGUUCAGCCAGAAGUAAAUCUGCCAAGUUACUUAGGCGAGCCCAGGUCAAAAAAGCAAAUUGAAAUGUUUUUUAAAAAUAAAUUUGGUUUUAGUUACAUUCUCUUUAAACUCACCAACAUAAUCUAACUCGUGUUGGGAGAAUUCGUUUGAUGACAAAAUGGGAGUAGUUAAAUCUCCAAGUUCCUCAAAAGAUGAUUAGAAGUAUAAGGAAAAAUAAAAAAUUUAAUAGGAUACAUUACCCAUAGGCCUUCAUUUUAAUGGCCCCAUGGAGAUAUUUUCAUCUUCUUUUUUCUUUUGUCAAAAGAGUCUGUCCAAGUCACCAAUUUCUUGGAUAGAUAAUGUAAGACAUUGUUAACUCACUCAUACAUAAUUUUAGGAGCUACUGGGUUUUAUAAAUAAGCAUUCAAUGCUUCCACCCUCAAUGGAAUAAAACUAGCUACAGAUAUUUUGAAAGGAAAAUUCACAAAAAUUCUUAAAUUGUUGUUAAGGCAAUCAUAUACAGGUGAAAUUUGUCUUAUCUAAUUCAUUUCUAAAUUCCUGGUAUCCAAAGCUCAGAAAGUUCAUUGCCGGCAAUGGACCUACCUAGAAAAGAUAGGAAGCACUUGUGGGAUUUUGUUUCCAAGUGGGUGCACAGUUUUUGCAAGAGAUUUUAUCAUUGACUUAAAUGGUUAUGCGUCUUAAGAUAAUCAAAUGCAAACGCAGCAUAAGUCCACUAUGCAAUGUCACACAGCUCUCUCUAAUAACUCUAGCAGCAAUGUCUGGCAAUACUUGGGACUCAACAGAAGCUGGGUAAAGUGUUAUUCUGUCUAUUUAGCUUGGUUUUAGCUAUGUCCUUUUUGGAGCAAGCACUUAAUAUGAGAAACAUUAUUUCUUUGCUUAUUCAUAUUACCACAGGUGUUAAAUAUUUUAAGACACAAACUAUUAAAUAUUAAAAGUCAAAGGGUUAAUUCAUAUCUUCUGUGAUCCUACAUUAGCUUCAUUGCACCCAAACCAAAAGACUGUUAAGGUAGAUUUAUUUUUAUAUAAGCAUGUUUUAUUUUGAUCAGAUGUUUUAACUUGGAAUUUUUAAAAAUACAUUUAUGAGAUGUUUUAUAAGAUAUGUACAUAUAGAACUGUAUUUAUUACUACAGUAAAGAUUCAGUGACAUUAAAGAACAUGAUAAUAAACCAUGUACAGUGACAUAUUCUUCUUAUAUAUUGUUUCUCUGUCCAUUUUCUUUAACUCCAUUAGUUGUAAAUAAUAUAUGUAUAUAUAUAGUACUUGUAAAUAGAUUCCAAAUUUGCUUUUCUA
Molecule: messenger RNA, 4226 nt
Organism: Nannospalax galili (Upper Galilee mountains blind mole rat)
Lineage: Eukaryota; Metazoa; Chordata; Mammalia; Rodentia; Spalacidae
Gene: Lgr5
Product: leucine rich repeat containing G protein-coupled receptor 5
Exons: 18
Coding region: 75-2735 (886 amino acids)
Biological process (GO): G protein-coupled receptor signaling pathway
Cellular component (GO): membrane
Molecular function (GO): protein binding; G protein-coupled receptor activity; protein-hormone receptor activity
Source: RefSeq, a predicted model, not a curated record